This is a messenger RNA of Cuscuta campestris, 2772 nucleotides long. The record is from the annotation of a GenBank genome assembly. NCBI's taxonomy places the organism in Eukaryota, Viridiplantae, Streptophyta, Magnoliopsida, Solanales, Convolvulaceae.
AGAGGAGAAAUGGAAAAAAUAAAAAGAAAAGCGAGAGAUUCACAAAGCCUCUUUUCGUAAGUAUCCCUGCCCGUCUUUCCUCUUUCCGUCGAUCUUCUCCGGGGAUCCGAUUGCUUUCUCGGCAAGAUUCAUCUUUAGACUUACAAAUACAGAUAGAAGCUCUGUUCAGAUGGCGCUUUACUUCGUUUGAAACUUGAUAAUCCUUAUCUUGUGAUCUGGAGUAGUUUUGGAUUUUGGAACUCGGAGUUAUCACCAUGUCGAUGAAUCAGCGUGCCACAAUCGACUUAGAACAGGGAUGGGAAUUCAUGCAGCAUGGCAUAACAAAGCUGAAGAACAUUCUCGAAGGGCUGCCGGAACCACAAUUCAGCUCUGAGGAAUAUAUGAUGCUAUACACAACAAUUUACAAUAUGUGCACACAAAAACCACCCCAUGACUAUUCACAGCAGUUGUAUAACAAAUACAAAGAGGCAUUUGAGGAAUACAUCACAUCAACGGUGCUGCCUUCUUUGAGAGAGAAACAUGAUGAGUUUAUGUUAAGAGAGUUGGUGAAAAGGUGGUUAAACCAUAAAAUCAUGGUGAGAUGGUUGUCGAGGUUCUUCUUUUACCUGGAUCGUUAUUUCAUUACUCGGAGAUCCCUACUAGGUCUCAAUGAAGUUGGAUUAGCAUGCUUCCGUGAUCUGGUUUACGUAGAGUUGAAUGGCAAAGUAAGAGAUGCUGUUAUAUCUCUGAUUGAUCAAGAGCGUGAGGGUGAGCAGAUCGAUAGAGCAUUAUUGAAGAAUGUGCUAGACAUAUUUGUUGAAAUUGGAAUGGGACAAAUGGAUUAUUAUGAGAAUGACUUUGAAGCAACUAUGCUCAAGGAUUCUGCAGCCUAUUAUUCUCGAAAGGCCUCUAGCUGGAUCUUAGAUGAUUCAUGUCCGGAUUAUAUGUUGAAAGCCGAAGAAUGCUUGAAACGCGAGAAGGAUAGGGUCUCUCAUUAUCUACACUCAAGUAGCGAGACAAAGUUGCUUGAGCAAGUCCAACAUGAGUUGUUGGCUGUGUAUGCCACCCAAUUGCUUGAGAAGGAGCACUCUGGAUGUCAUGCAUUACUCAGAGAUGACAAGGUGGAGGAUUUGUCAAGGAUGUAUAGGCUUUUCUCGAAAAUACCUCGAGGGUUAGAACCUGUUGCUCAUACUUUUAAGCAGCAUAUAACUGCUGAAGGCAUGACUCUGGUUAAACAAGCUGAAGAUGCUGCAAGCCAUAGAAAGGCAGACAAGAAAGAUGUCGUUGGUAUGCAGGAACAGGUUUUUGUUCGGAAAGUAAUUGAACUUCAUGAUAAAUACUUGGCAUAUGUAAAUGAUUGUUUUCAAAACCAUACACUGUUCCACAAGGCACUUAAGGAAGCGUUUGAAGUUUUUUGCAACAAGGGUGUUGCGGGAAGCUCAAAUGCUGAACUUCUUGCAACAUUUUGCGACAACAUUCUUAAAAAGGGUGGAUGUGAAAAAUUGAGUGAUGAAGCCAUCGAGGAGACAUUGGAGAAGGUUGUAAAGCUGCUUGCUUACAUAAGUGAUAAGGACUUAUUUGCAGAAUUCUACAGGAAGAAGUUAGCUAGGAGGUUGUUAUUUGAUAAGAGCGCCAAUGACGAGCAUGAGAGAAGUAUCCUAACAAAGUUGAAGCAGCAAUGUGGCGGUCAAUUCACAUCAAAGAUGGAGGGGAUGGUCACUGAUUUGACUUUGGCAAGGGAAAAUCAAACUAAUUUUGAGGAGUAUCUCAACAACAAUCCUGUUGCAAGCCCUGGCAUUGACCUGACUGUUACUGUUCUGACUACUGGCUUCUGGCCAAGCUACAAGUCUUUCGAUCUUAACCUCCCAGCUGAGAUGGUAAAAUGUGUGGAAGUGUUUAGAGAGUUCUACCAAACAAAAACAAAGCACAGGAAGCUUACAUGGAUAUACUCACUGGGUACUUGUAAUAUCAGCGGACACUUCGAGCAGAAAACGAUAGAGCUGAUUGUGACUACUUACCAGGCUUCUCUACUGUUGCUAUUCAAUACAUCAAAUCGUCUGAGUUAUCAGGAAAUUGUGGGACAGUUGAACCUUUCAGACGAUGAUGUUAUUAGACUUCUCCAUUCAUUGUCCUGUGCAAAGUAUAAGAUCCUCAAAAAGGAGCCAAGCACCAAGACUAUAUCGCCUUCGGAUGUCUUUGAGUUCAACUCAGAAUUUACAGACAAAAUGAGGAGGAUAAAAAUUCCUCUCCCACCCGUGGACGAGAAGAAAAAGGUGAUUGAAGAUGUAGACAAAGACAGAAGAUAUGCUAUUGAUGCUUCAAUUGUGCGCAUUAUGAAGAGUAGGAAAGUUUUGGGGUAUCAACAGUUAGUCAUGGAAUGUGUUGAGCAGUUAGGGCGCAUGUUUAAGCCUGACGUCAAAGCGAUCAAGAAAAGGAUUGAAGAUUUAAUCACUAGGGACUACCUUGAGAGGGAUAAGGAGAAUCCCAACAUGUUCAAAUACUUGGCAUAAUGAUGAUGAUUGCUAUUAUAGUAAUAGUCGUCGAGAAUCAAUAUAUAUGUCCUUGUUGCUGAUUUUUGAGUCUACAGCGGGAGAAGUGAUGCCAACAAAGUCAUGCUAAAGUUGUAUUGAUUUGUAAAAUGCUUGUUGAAAGGGAACGCUAUGUGCUUUUACUAACCCUGUCAUGAUUUUCAAAACAUCAAUUUGUAUAUUUCAAGCACCCUAAUUACAUUGGGUACUCCAUGUUUUUCUAUUUUUACUUUCUUGACCUUGUUGCUAUUCUCAUGAUAGAUUU